This is a messenger RNA of Phialemonium atrogriseum, 471 nucleotides long. RefSeq lists its product as uncharacterized. The record is from RefSeq and is a predicted model, not a curated record. Lineage: Eukaryota; Fungi; Ascomycota; Sordariomycetes; Cephalothecales; Cephalothecaceae. Bases 43 to 303 code for a protein of 86 amino acids. The transcript has 2 exons.
CGGCGCCCUUCAGCUCUCCUUCUCACCUCCCAAAUCUCAACAAUGUGCUGGGAGAUCUGGUAUCAUUACACGUGCGGCCAUAUCAAAUCAGGUGAAGCGUUUCAGGAACGCUACGAGCAUUGCGACGACUGGACUGCAGGACAAGAAGAGGAAAGCUGUCCUAACUUUGACCCAAACCAAGAGCACGAGUCUCGAGACGAAGAUCGAAAGUGCCCAGAGUGCCAGUACAUGACUCCGCCAAGUUCGGCCGAGCCGUCAUCUGAAGAAGACGGAGGAGAAGAAGAAGAAGAAGAAGCAAGUUAGAGAUCUCGAAAUGACACCCGACACGGAAUCCCAACAAUCGCCUAGUCAAGCCAACCCACCGAAAGGAGAUGGCAUGGUUCCAGAUGCGGCUAUUCGCAUUGCUGUACGGAGUCAAUCACACCGAAUCCCCGGAGAGCGUGGCGAGCGAGUGAAAACAAUGGGGAACCU